AUGAUUCUCAUCCGUCCUACAGAUCUUGUCGAAAAAGCAAAAGUGGAAGCCAUUGUUGGUGCACAAUCACUACUUGAAGCAACGCUUUUGGCGGCGGUUAGCGAGAAAGCUAAAGUUCCAUUGAUAUCUUCUCUCGUGCCAACGUCUUUGUCUUUGAACAAAUACAGUCAUGUUCUUCAGUUAACACACGAUUCUACAUCAGAGGCUAAAGGGAUUACGAGACUCAUACGUGAUUUCGAUUGGGAAUCGAUCGUGGUUAUAUACGAGGAUGUUGAUGAUUGGAGAGAGGGUUUGCAAGAACUCGUGGACCAUUUCCAAGAUAAUGGAAUCCACAUUGAUCGUACUGCUUCUUUCGCAGAAUCAGGAGAUGAUUAUAUGGUGAUGAAUCAGCUACGGAAGCUAAAGUCCUCAAGAACAGCUGUCUUCGUGGUGCAUAUGUCUGAGAUUCUUGUCUCUCGUCUCUUUCGAUGUGCGGAGAAGUUAGAAAUGAUGGAAGGAGGGUAUGCUUGGAUCCUCACCGCGGGAACCAUGAAUCGAUUUCAAUACACAGAUCGUUUUGCAAGUAGGUCGAUGCAAGGAGUGAUUGGUUUCAGAUCUUAUAUCCCAGAUUCUGAAGAGUUUACCAGUUUUGCUUCAAGAUUGAGAAAGUUAAUGUUUAACGACGAAAAUGCGGAGAUGGAAACAAUGCAUCCUAGUGUAGUCGUUGGUGUAUGGGCACACGAUACUGCUUGUAUUCUAGCAACUGCAAUAGAGACGGUGAGGCUAAGAGCAUCUGAAAAUGUAUCAGAUCUUCUUGAGACAAUUAAACAUGGUAGGUUUAAAGGUUUGAGUCAUGGGAACAUCCAAAUACUUGGCAACAAAUUUCUCUCAGGAACAUUUGAGAUUGUGAAUAAGAUAGGAACAGGGGAGAGAAGAAUAGGAUUAUGGAGUUUUGAUCAUUUCGUCGGAAGAAGACACGUCAUGGCUUCUUCUACUAAUGAACUCGAGACCAUCAUCUGGCCCGGCGGGUCUGGUAGAAUCCCGGGACGCCGAUUUUUAGCCGAGGACGGUGGGAAGAAGCGACUCAGGGUCUUGGUUACAUCAAGAAACAGGUUUCCACAUCUGGUGAUGGUGCAUCAUGAUCCUGAAACAGGUCUUAACACUGCCACUGGAUUCUGCAUAGAGGUUUUCAAGACUUGUGUUGCUCCUUUUAAUUAUGAGCUGGAAUUCAUACCUUAUGAUGGAGAUAACUAUGACGAUCUUGCUUAUGAGUUAUCUACUCAGGUUCUAAGUGGAGCUUUCUUCAUCUUGACCGGCUUUGUUGUUUGGUUGGUUGAACGGCCGGUUAAUUCUGAGUUCCAAGGCACUUGGAGGCAGCAGCUUGGUAUGAUACUUUGGUUUGGGUUUUCUACUCUUGUGUUUGCUCACGGAGAGAAGCUUCAAAAAAUGUCUUCAAGAUUUUUAAUCAUAGUUUGGACUUUUGUGGUGCUGAUAUUGACUUCGAAAUACAUUGCAAACCUGACAUCAACAAAGACCAUUUCUGGCAUUCAGUUAAGUCCAAUGUUUACUAGUCCUGCGGCGAUUGGAGUUUACAGAACCAACAUUUUGCAUAACUUUGAGGACAUCGCUCAAGCUUUAAGGAAUGGAACUAUAAGUUAUGUUGUCGCUGAAGUACCUUAUCUCAGUGUCCUUGUUGGAAAAUAUCCGGGUGUCUUCAACAUGGUAGCUAGAGAAAGUACUAGCAACGGCUUUGGGUUUAUGUUCCAGAGAUGUUCGGGUUUGGUUCCUAACGUGUCUGGAGAAAUCGAAAAGCUAAGGUCAUCAGGAAUGUUGAAAGACAUGGAGAGAAGAUGGUUUCAGAAAACGGUUUCUUCAAACACUGACUCGCCUGCAAACGACGAUGCAUCUAAGCGCCUAACCAUCCAAGAGUUGGGUGGCUUGUUCAUCAUUGCGGGAGCUGCUCAUGCUCUUGUACUAGCCCUGCAUCUCUUUCAGACGCGUCGAGAGAUUUUGCGUGUUUUGUGGGAAUCUCGACUAUUCACCAAGCUGCAAAGCUUCUCAGGUUUCGAUAAGUAA
Molecule: messenger RNA, 2055 nt
Organism: Thlaspi arvense
Lineage: Eukaryota; Viridiplantae; Streptophyta; Magnoliopsida; Brassicales; Brassicaceae
Source: the annotation of a GenBank genome assembly